This is a messenger RNA of Leopardus geoffroyi (Geoffroy's cat), 1496 nucleotides long. Its product is annotated as 40S ribosomal protein S27-like. Gene Ontology annotation, molecular function: RNA binding; structural constituent of ribosome. NCBI's taxonomy places the organism in Eukaryota, Metazoa, Chordata, Mammalia, Carnivora, Felidae. Bases 1169 to 1327 code for a protein of 52 amino acids. Gene Ontology annotation, cellular component: ribosome; cytosolic small ribosomal subunit. The transcript has a single exon. Gene Ontology annotation, biological process: ribosomal small subunit assembly; translation. The record is from RefSeq and is a predicted model, not a curated record.
UGAACCCACAAACUGAGAUCAUGACCUGAGGUGAGGUUGGUGCUUAACCGACCGAGCCAGCCAGGCACCCUGGACUAGUAGUAUAUGUUUACAAGAUGACUUUGGAAUGUCUGGGAAAAGGAAUGUUACAUAUAAUAAAGCCACCUUUAUGUGGCACUCACUAUAGUCAGGGAUAUACGUCAAGGACUCAACUAGGUACCUUCAUACACAACACUUGAGGAAAGGAUCUGUGCCUCUGUAACUAAAACGGAAUAAGUUGUUAAAAAUUUAUUUUACUAUUUCCAGGCUCGUGUAAUUUUUAUGGUAACACAAUGUGGCCCUAUUCAUUUUUAGAGUGUAGAUAUCAGUUGGCAUGGUGGAAAAGACAGGCACCUGAUGGCAAAAAUAAUGUUUCUGAUAACGGAAAAAGGUCCCUAAAGAAAUGUAUUCUAAAUGUAAUGGAAGUUUUUCAUAUCUUGCUUUACUUUGGACUUGCUGCCUUUCUUCCAGGCAUUAAAUCCAAAACUAUGGUAUGGUCAAACUCAGCCCUACUACAUACAAAACAAUUAAGGACAGGUCUUGCAAUGAGGCUUCUGCCCUUGACAUUCUGUAUAAUCUCAGGCAAACUGGGACUAUAAACUAUGGAUUCUCGAUUCCAUCUUUAAAUGACUGUGACAGGGCAUGUGACUUAAAUGUGUGUGUGUCCCUAAGUAUUUGCUAUCUUAGUAAUUGUUUCCAUUUAUACAAAAGUCUCUGAACUUUCACUGUUUCUACCAAUACCUGUUCAUCACUCUAGCUUUACCAUCCUUCCUGACAUCUAGUGAGAAGAUGCCCUCACCUUGUCCUUCCUCAGGUACAGGCAGCAGUGUUUGGCUACUCCUGGAUCUUUGUUUUUCCAUAGAAAUUUUACAAUCUGCUCUUCAAGACCCAUCUACUCCCCCAAAAGAGAAAGGUGUCUUGUUGGGAUCUGAAUUGAAUUUUUUUUUUUUUUUGUAUAGUUAAAAGAUUAUUCUUUACAAUAUUAUAGUAAGAUAGAUGAUAAACUGCAUGUAUGUGAAGUGUGUAAUUUGCUGAGUUUUGUGAAAGGAUCAACAGGCCUGUGGCUACAGAUUUACUGCACUCAUCCUCGGAAGAGGAAAAGAAAAAACGUGAAACGAAAUGGCUAGUUCAAAGACCAAAUUCCUAUAUUAUGGAUGUAAAAUGUCCAGGUUGCUCCAAGAUUAUCACGGUUCUCAGCCAUGCUCAGACUGUGGCUCUCUGUGGAGGCCGUUCAGCAGUGUCGUGCCAGCCCACAGGAGGAAAGGCCAGACUCACAGAGGGGUGUUCAUUUAGAAGAAAGCAACACUAAUGAUCCACACAACCUCUUGAAUUUGUGUUAAGUCACAGAAAGCCUUAUUAGUUCAGUAAUUCCAGUUAAUCUACCAAAAUACUGGAAUUAUGUUUAAUUUUGUAAGGUAUACAACUGAUCUAUUUUGGUGUCUGUUUUUCAAUAAAGUUUUGAUUAUGGGCAAAAAAAA